AUGGCAGAAUCAACAAGCUUCGCCAAUCUCCCUGUGGAAAUCCUCCUUCUCAUCAAUUCCAACCUGAAUGGUACAGGUGACAUCAAUGCCAUCUGCCAACUGACACGUCGCCUCUAUCAUCUCUUUCUUCCAGAAGUCUUUGACCGCCAUCUUGCCUGGGCGAGAACUGUUGAUCGCCCUAAGAAGGAGCGCGAUUGUCUCAUUGCGAUAUUUUUGCACGCCGUUAAGUUCAAUUCCUCGAACUUGAUCCAGCAGCUAUUUUGCUAUAGGGAGGUUGUGGAUUUCAAAGGAUGUCUCCCAGGCACACCCUUCUCACAUUACUCAAUCACCUAUCUUCACUUUGCUGUCUCCAUGGAUGCUCCAGUCAUUGCUUCACACCUGAUGAAGCACGGUUCGUCCUCUGAAUUCAGCAUCGACAGUCUCAGCACCACAUAUCCAGAUCUCACACCGCUCUACAUGGCUCUUGCUCGGCCACACCUAAUCACUCAGCAUGAACUCAAUGCUGCUCUGCGUAUCGCCUGCUCCUACGCACUUCCACGCACCGCAGCAUUCCUCCUUGCUCGUGGUGCAGAUGCACGAGCAGUCUCGAAUUAUGGUAUUUCCGUUCUGCAUGCCACUCUCACUCGUCGAGCUCGAUGGAGGUACUUCGACGAGUUCUAUGCUUACAUGGAGCCUUCCGUUCCACCAGCUACUCUGUGGGAGGAGUUCAUCUGGGCCACCACAAAGAAUCUAGUUACUUACGGUGCGAACCCUAGACUGAAAACCGACAAUUCAAGAAUGCAUUCCUGCGACACCAAGUGCUGGCAAUCAGUCAAUUGUGAGCACAGCCAGCAGACUCCAACCCAUCUUGCCGCCGCCAGCGGAUUUCGCAGCGUUGUACGAUACCUUAUCAAGACAGUCGGCCUGGGUAUUCUGAGUGAGAAGAAUGGUGGAGGGUAUACACCACUGUAUGAAGCAUUGGUGCAAGGUCAUGAUGUUACUGCGACGUACAUCCUACGGAAGCAGCCGCUUACUCCCAAUCCAAUUGUCAGAGCAGAAGAUAAUUCGACGGCCUUGCAUAUUGCGUCGAGGUUUGCGCUUGAGCAUGUCAUCACGUAUAUUCUCGAGCACGGCGCGAAGAAUGAUAUCAAUUGCGAGGAUGCGAAGGGCCGAACACCUUUGCACGAGGUCCUCUCGCAGGAUAAUAUGGAACGCGAAUAUGAGAUCGUGGGUACAUUGCAUAUCCUGGCCAAUGCUGGCGCUGACCCAGAUCAUGGCUUCAUUACUGAUUGUCAUUCUUCUGCAAAGUCGUCGAUGGGAAUGAGGAAGAUCGAGACACCUCGGCAAAUGGCUAGGAAGCACGCCUUUGUAUCAGUCCGAGAUAUGUUCCGUUUUGAAGAGGAAAAUAUCUACAGAGAUUGGUGCGAAGAAGCGAAAGAAGAGAGUGAUAAACGCGUGGCGAACGCGACUGCAAGCUGGGGCAACGAUGAGAACACAACAUUGGAGCCUACGAUUACCGCCGAAAUACCGGUGAAGACGAAGAAGAAAUCCAAAAAGCAAAAGGAAAGAGCGGCUGUCAAAGAGCAUGAGCAGAAUUUCCCUGCUUUGAAUGGAACUGGUGGUGCGGCAAAGCCAAACGAGAAUCUCCCGCCACAGCUCCACAGAGGUGGUCAUGUCUCGAGAAAAUCAGCGGAGUGGGAGAAAAUUCAGUCGCCGAAGGUUCUGAGAACGGAAGUUGUGGACAGUCUUGCAGUGAAACCAGUCGCGAUAGAUGUGGGAGUAGAUCAGAGCAGUAAUGAUAGAAUGUCGAAAAGCAAGGCCAAGGGUGGGAAGAAUAAGUGGAAGAAAAUGAUAUUCUAA
Molecule: messenger RNA, 1839 nt
Organism: Cadophora gregata
Lineage: Eukaryota; Fungi; Ascomycota; Leotiomycetes; Helotiales; Ploettnerulaceae
Exons: 2
Coding region: 1-1839 (612 amino acids)
Molecular function (GO): protein binding
Source: RefSeq, a predicted model, not a curated record